CUAUGGAACGAUUUUUGGCAGUGAAAUUACAAGGGUGAUGUCUACCCUUCCAGACUAAAGGAUAAAAUAAAAUUCGAUGUCUGGCUCCGAAAUUACGUCAACCCUUGUUUUGCUGCUUUUGUGAGACACAGCUGUGUUUACGUAACCAUGGCGUGGCACACGAAAUUUCACUGUGCAGCGGUACUUCUAGCGUUAACAGUUUUCUUAGCAACAACGAAAUCCGAGCCUUCGUGCGCAAACGGUUCCAGCUAUGUAGCUGACUGCCUCCACACCUACCUAGAAAGAGAUUUUCCUUCUAUCGAAGCCAUAGUCUUUCCCAAAAAACGAGGCAAUCAAAAGGAUAAAGUGUUACUACUAGACGGGCCCGAACUUGAAGAUCAAUGCCAUCGCAUUGGAGAAGUUGUAGAAUGUUUGGAAGAUCUUCAACCUGAAUGCUAUUAUUACAACGAAUUUUUCCCAUUCCGGCAUUUGGUAGCAUCACUUCGUAAAUCCAUCAACUGGGUGUGUACGCCGGAACACCUUCGCGGUCGAUUUCGAACAUUGCUCAAUGCCUUCAACUGCUUGGAGACUGCUCGUCAGCAAGCCGGCUCUCAAGACCAGGCUUGUUUCCAUCCUAACAUUCCAGCGAAUAUAUGGCAACGAAUCGUUAGACUUCAAAGUGGGACAGAAGUCUGCAAGGCGUUGGCCAGCCAUAUGAACUGCACCCACGGUUACACCACCAGCUGUCCCGUUGAAGCGCAAGUCGUUUAUAAAGAGUUAAAUCAGUUAUUUUUGAAUGCAUGGUGUACACCAUCCCAGAUCUAUGCAAGUCGGGCAGAAUCACCUUUUUCCUCUUGCACUCUCUCUUUAAUCAUAGCUUUGGCACUUAUCAGUGUGCAAAGCUAUUUCGCAUAAAAUAUGUAAGGAAUACAAGGAACGGAAUGAA
Daphnia carinata is the source of this 925-nucleotide messenger RNA. RefSeq lists its product as uncharacterized. The record is from RefSeq and is a predicted model, not a curated record. The transcript is spliced from 7 exons. The coding region runs from base 148 to 894 and encodes 248 amino acids. NCBI's taxonomy places the organism in Eukaryota, Metazoa, Arthropoda, Branchiopoda, Diplostraca, Daphniidae.